Molecule: messenger RNA, 1920 nt
Organism: Spirodela intermedia
Lineage: Eukaryota; Viridiplantae; Streptophyta; Magnoliopsida; Alismatales; Araceae
Source: the annotation of a GenBank genome assembly
AUGCCAGCGUUGCCGCGCGUACAGUGCCGCCACUCGAAAACCUCUCUCGCUCUACGGAGCGUCUUCUUCUCCACCGGCGGCGCCGCCACCACCCGAGUCUCCCUCUGCCUGCGCCGCGCGCGGGCCAUCGACGCCCUCCGUCUCCGGCUCCGCCUCCACGACCCUUCCAUCCCUUUCCCCCCGCCAUCGUCCUUCUCCCCACCGGUGGACUCCAUCGCCGCCGUCCACGCCCUCCGCUCCGCUCCCUCCCCCGCCGCCGCACUCUCCCUCUUCCGCGCCCUCCAAGCCGACCCUUCCUUUUCCGCCACCCACCACGCCUUCCACGCCCUCGCAAAAACCCUCUCCCUCUCCCGCCGCGCAGACGAUCUCCGCUCCCUCCUCUCCGCCAAUGGCAGCGCCGCCCCCAUGGACCUCCUCCGCUGGUACGCCGCCGCGGGGGACCUCCCCGCCGCCCUCCAGACCUGGGAGGGCAUCCGCGCCGCCGCCACCGACGCUCGCCGUCGCCACCCCUGCACAGAAUCCUACAACCUCGUCAUGUCCCUAUACGCCGCCGCCGGGAUGGACGCCGAAGCUGUGGACGUCUUCCGGAAGAUGGUGGAAGAAGGGGCGAACCCUAAUUCGAGGACCUUCACCGUCGUCAUCGAGCACCUUGUAGGAGCUGGGAAGCUCGAGUCUGCCCUCCAGGUGUUCGACAGAUUGCCCUAUAUGAGGAUCCGCCGCACCUCCAAGCAGUACAACGUCCUCGCCGAGGCCUUGACCUCUGCGGGAGCCUUCGAUGGCCUCAGAAGGCUGCUCGCAGAGUUGCAGGACGACGGCGUCUGGCCCGGGCGUGCCGUGCGUUCGGCGGUGUCGCGCAUGCUCGCUGCCGGCAGCUACGCCGGCCUGGCAGAAGAGGAGUUAUUCAGAGAGAUGGUAUCCUCCGACGAGAGGAUCGGGUACGUCGUGAUUGAUCCCAACUCCGACGACGAGGAAGGAGACCACGUCAGGUUGAAGCCAUGGCUGGACCCGAAUGCUCUGGCCGGAGCGUUGGAGGGUUGGGACGCGCAGGAGGUCGCCGCCAUGGAGGAGGCCAACUUGGUGUGGACCUCCCGCCUGGUCUGCAAGUUCCUCAGGGGAUUCAAGAAACCGGAGUCUGCGUGGAGAUUCUUCUGCUGGGUGAGCCACCGUCCUCGAGGGUUUGUCCAUGAUCGGCAGACCACCUCGAGGAUGAUCGCCAUCCUCGCCCGCGACGGCCAUGGCGAGCUGGUGGAGCGCCUCCUCAGCAAGGUGAAGUCCGACGGGCUGAGGCUCCCCUUUGGGACCCUCCGCCUGGUUAUCGACUUCCUCGGGGUGGCGAAGAGGGCAGACGCCGCCGUGAGAGUCUUCCGCGAAGCAGACGCUGUCGUCUCCGGCGAUCUCUCCAACGAGCGCCGCCGGCUGCUCUGCUCCUCCCUCCUCCGCACACUCGUCAAGUGCCGGCGAGGCGACGACGCCAUGGAGCUCCUGGAGGAGACGACGCAGAGUGGGGUCCUCCCCGAUGGGCAGACCUUCGCCGGCCUGGUGCAGUUCUUCGCCGGAGAGGGCGACCUGAGGAAGCUCCAGGCGGUGGCCGCCAUGGCGAGGCAGUGCGGCCACCGGCGGGAUGCCUUCUUGUGCCAGACGAUGAUCAGAGCCCACAUCAAGGCCCAGAGGGCGGCGCUCGCCCUCAGAGUGUUCAACGAUAUGCUGAACUCGAAUCUGGCCCCCGACGGCGCCACCAAGACGCUGCUGGUGAAGACCCUGUGGAAGGAGGGCAAGCUCCGGGAGGCGGCCUACGUGGAGCAGAGGAGCGAGGAAGUCAACGGCGGGCUCCCCCUCUCGUUGCCCGGCCACGCGUGGACUGUGAGCUCCGCUGAUCUCCUCUGGGUCUACGACCUCUACCGCCAGAGCUUCCUCCCCUGA